Molecule: messenger RNA, 2681 nt
Organism: Osmerus eperlanus (European smelt)
Lineage: Eukaryota; Metazoa; Chordata; Actinopteri; Osmeriformes; Osmeridae
Gene: mtfr1
Product: mitochondrial fission regulator 1
Exons: 8
Coding region: 269-1246 (325 amino acids)
Biological process (GO): aerobic respiration; mitochondrial fission
Cellular component (GO): mitochondrion
Source: RefSeq, a predicted model, not a curated record
AGAAGAGUCGUUUACGUUUUUCCCUGAACACUUUUGAUUCAUCAAUCCAUAGGAUCCCAUCAAAUAACUCAGUAUAUUCGGUUCACUGUAAAGAUUUGAAGUGUUUAGCUGUUUCAACGCAGUUCUCAACCAGCAGCACCGGGUGAAUUGGAAAACAGAAAAUAUAUCCUAGGUUGUCGACUAAAAUUUUAUUCGACCUCUGCUACUUAAGAAACAAUGCUGUUAUCUGGAGUUUUGUUCCACUACCUCGGUAGUACAGUUCGUUAACAUGACUAAAGAGUAUGCAACCAUAGAAAUGGACCUGGCCUUUGGUUCUGCCAAGCCGUAUGGAUCCACAAGAAGUAUUGUCAGAAGAAUAGCCUCCAGUCUUCCUUUUAAACCCUGCCCCAGGGUCCAUUUUCAGUUGCACCCUUACACUGAGGAAGCUGGCUUGUUAGCCGGCUCCCAGAGUCAGAGGGGGCUGGUGGCCUCUCUGGCCGAUGUGGGCUGGAUCGACGGGGAGGACGAACAGGAUGGUGGCCUCAACGGAAUGCCCAGGUCAGGGGCUCCUUCAGGACUUGUGUUCCGCUCCCAGCAGUCUCAGCCCAUCAGACGUCCUCUGACUAGGCAGAGGUCAUUACCCAGCCUGGGCCUGGGUGACCUGGACCCCCAGGGCCAGACAACCGUCAACAAUGAGGCCAUCCAGAAGAUCAGUGCUCUGGAGACUGAGCUGGCUAAACUUAGGACCCAGAUAGCACAGAUCGUUCUGGCCCAGGAACAGAACACACGGCCAGCCGCUCCUUCCGCAGGUGUACCUCCGCCUCCCCCUCCCUGUGGUCCUCCUCCUCCUCCCCCCCCGCCCCCUCCCCCUCCCCCCGUUGGUCUCCAGAGGAGCUUCUCAGCUAUUGACCUCAUCAAAGAGCGCCGGGGGAAGAGGCCUGAUGGUCUGCUCACGGUUGUGGAUGAGGGGCCUAGGCAGGCAGAGGUCCCAAGCAUGCUGGAUGUUCUGAAAGACAUUGGAAAAGUCAAACUGCGUUCAGUGAAGAGUCGGUCUGAGGAGGGCAAGGCCAAGGUCUGUGACCCCACAGACGCCGCCUCGCUCAUCGCCGAGGCCCUGAAACGCAAGUUUGCCCACCGCUAUCGCCACGACAGCCAGGAGGAAGACCAGGAAUUCAACCUCCCGGUCCCAGAGGUCAAACCUUGCCCAGAGGCUCCGCUGUUUGGCCAGCACAUGCUGAAGUCCACAGGGAAGAGACGGGUGCUUUAAGGAGCUGUUGAAGACGAGCAAGGAGAGGUCUGGGAGGUCCAGACGAGCGGGGACACUCGAGGGCUUCAUCUCAGCCUUUGUCAGCUGUAUCUGUAGGAAUACAUUCAUCUCUGCCACAGCCGUCGUCAGCCUGCCCACCUGUCCUGUUCACCCUCAGUGCUGCAUCUCAAGACAGCCUCAUCGUUUUUGCACUUUUGAUAACAUACAGUAUCACUGCCCAGUUGGACCAAAAUGUUUUUAUUUGUACUCAGUUGCUUGGUGUGAAAUUUCCUGAAAUUGGAAAAAUUACUGUUCCGAUAGGCCCUCUGUUCAAAAUCUUUGAUGAACAUUUUCUGUGUGAGGUGCAUAAGCCAUACUGUAUACAUUAUGAGGAUGUUGUGGGCCCACACUAUUCACUUUAGUUCACUACAGAAUCCUAAUAGCCUUCCUGGUCUAUCUGUUAAUAUGCUGUAUAUGUGGGAUUAGUGCACAUUAUCUUCUUUGUUGUCCCUUUUGUUAGGAAGGUGUGCUUUUCCUCGGAGCAAGUGUCGGCUCUAAGCUUUGAUCUAACACAGAGGAAAGGAAUCCUUUUCUGACUUUUGGUCCCUAGUGGAGUAAUGUGUAUUUUUGUCUUUGUAGUGUAAUUUAUAAUUUGGGAUACUUAUUUAUGUUUUGGUUUUAGCAAAUCAUUUAUUUUUUAACUGAACGCAGAAAAUGUGAUUGCUCUAACCCAUUGCUGAGUGCAUUAAGAAAAUAGAUGGCAAAAUGUAUUUAUAUUGGAAUUUAGCCUGUUUCUAUUUUAGCUGUGAGAUUUGUAUUGAGAGAACAUAAGACCAGUUUCCAAGCUGAAACCUGCCAGUCUCAAUACCUCAGACCUGAUCGCCGCCUGAUUCCAGGAAACGACCUUGACCUUAAUCUGUAGCAGGUAUACACUGCUUCUUGUCUAACCUUGCCAGUGGUAGAAGUUGUGUUGUCGUUCAACAGUAGAAGCUUUCACCUGUUGUUUGGGGCCUUAACUCUGUCCCACAGUUCAUAGACAAAAACAUUCCAUGAGGGAUGUCACUUAAGUGAUGACCUACGUGUAUUUCUAUCAUUCUGUUGUAAUGAGAUGGUACCUUGGUGCAAAGGGAAAGCUGUUUCAAACAACUCUAACCAUAGUUCCAAUAUCAUAGUUAUGCCAGUAAUACUUGAUGUUUUGAAAACAAAACUGAUAUCCUUGACUAAAAGCAAAUAGCAAAUGUUGAGAACAACCUCAGUGUUUUGUAUCAGUAUGACACUAAUCAUAAGGAUUCCAGCUUGACAGAAGAGGUCAGUGUUUUAUAUAUCAUGGUUAGUUUCCAUUGUUCUGUCAAUGGUGAUUCAAGUGUGCCUUCAAACUACACUGGGACACUACAUUGUUUCUUAUGUUAAAAGUUCUGUACCUGAACUGGAAUCAAAUUCAUUAAUAAAAGAAAAA